GACGCGUUUCCAUGGCGACGCAACAUGGCGGACAGAAACACAUGCACGUUGUAAAUAUUUUCCUACUGUGCGCCGACUAUGCCAGAUCGUUCGAGUCGAAUUAUUUUUAAUUUUCGCGAAAUCCAGUGAACAAUAAUAGAAAAAUGUACAGAGGCGAUCGAGUUUUAAAUUGCAAAAUUAAGAAACCAAGACACGUAAGAAGACUGAACUUUGGCCAAUCGAACCGAACCUCAAAUGUGAUUAAGCAAUUUCAGAAUGAUGUAUGGCUAACUGACAAAAACCUGACAGACGCACCGUGUGCAGGAAAAAGCGAACCUAGUUACAAACAGAGCGAAAUGUACGUCAAUUAUACAACAAUCGAAACAUCACAUUGCUCACCCGUUUUCGGUACAUCUGUUAUAGUCUCUACAGAAACUUCGCCAAUUUUAGGUACUGUGAAGCGUAAAAAGAUAUAUGAUAUCAACAAAAAAGAAAACAUCAAAAGAAAUCUAUUUGAAUCUCUCUCAGAUUCAGUUCCUCCUAAUGUUUCUCCAAUACUUGGAAGUUCAUAUUCUCAUAAAGGAACUAAAAGAAAGUUUGGAAGAAACAAAUCACACAGAAAAGUCUUAGAUCAUAUUCAGAAUAUAUAUGCAGAAACUGAUGCCAAAUCUCCGUUAAUUUGUACCAAAGUAUAUAAUAGACCAAAGGUAUCUCCUAUUUUGAAUAGAAACUUUCAUUACAAACACAAGCGAAGGAAGCAAAAGGAGGAACAGAAUACUUCAAAUUUCCAAACAAAUGCAACAAACUCUUGUGAUUCGGUUAACAAAGAAAUCUUUCAAAACAAACGGGGAAUUUUAUGCAAUCAAAAGCAAUAUGCAUCGACGACAGAAUUAAAAGGUUGUUUUCAAAGUGAUGUUUUAAAGCAUGGGUUAGAUUCGAGUAUUUCAGACGAUUCUGUAACGUCGCAGUCAUUAAUGACCACAAUAAAACAAGAUAUUGAGGGUAGUCCUAAAGACAUGAAAAUUGAAAUUGAAUCCAGUAACGAAGAUUGCGAUAGCGAUAAAAAUAAUAUAAGCAACGAUACCGACAAAGACUCCAUUGUUUCUAAUUCUAUAGAAGAAGACGCGGAUACACAAUAUGUAGAGCCUGUUACUGGAAAUCACAAACAAGAUCAAAUAUCUUCCUUUCAUAAAUUUACAUCGUUGUACUUGCCAUUGUGUAACAGAGAUUUGGAUGACACACACUAUUCAGAGCCAGAACAAGUUCAAUGUAUGCUUUCCAACGUACGACGUUCUUCUCAAAAGAUUUCUCAAACUUCCUCGCAUCGGGAUACAGAUACGAAGUCGUCAACCCAAAGUAAAAUUAUUAUUAAUGCGGAAAUACCACCGGAAAAGACGCAUGUAAAUGAGUCCAUGAUGCAAUUAACUAUUUUAGAUUCUGUGAAAAAAAGAAGAAAACCAAAGCGGGGCAGUUUGGUGGAGAAACUGCAGUUAACAAUUAAUAGCCAAGUAUCGUUUAUACGUAUAUGGAGACAUCGAUUGAAACAAGCGAUAAAACAAAACGUUUCUAUGCCAUCCGUUACCGUGUUUGUACGAACAUGUGUAACACGCUUCAGCAGACAGUUCUUGGAAGGAGUCGUUAUCGAGGAUCCAUUUAAUUUGCUAUUGCACGGAUCAGAAAGCAAUGUUGUCAAACCUAUAAGCAUCAUGACGAUUCCCGAUAUUGCAGGAAUAAUAAUGUCGAUAUCUCAAGAUCGGCCAGAACUUUACGAAGAAGUGAAGCUGUACAAGAAUGCUCGAGAAAGAGAGAAACAUGACAAUCAAGCUGAUUUGUAUGCAGUUGUAAAUACGUUGCAACACUUGGAGAAAGCUUACAUUAGAGAUUGCGUGACUCCGAAAGAGUACACAGCUGCCUGUAGUAAAUUGUUAGUGCAAUAUAGAGCAGCUUUCAAACAGGUGCAAAGCGAUCAAUUUCCUACAAUAGAUGCAUUUGCCAGAGCGUUUCGAUUAGACUGUCCAGCUGCGCUGGAGAGGAUCAAGGAGGACAGACCGAUUACCAUAAAAGACGACAAAGGGAAUACAUCCAAAUGUAUCGCAGACAUCGUUUCCUUGUUUAUUACGCUAAUGGAUAAAUUACGACUCGAGAUCAAAGCGAUGGAUCAGUUACAUCCUGAUCUAAGAGACCUAGUGGACACCAUGAAUCGUUUGAGCAUACUGCCGAGCGACUUCGAUGGGAAAGAGAAAGUCGCAGAAUGGUUGCAGACACUUAGCAGUAUGUCCGCAUCCGACGAAUUGUCCGACACUCAAGUCAGGCAACUGAUCUUCGAUCUGGAAACAUCUUACAACGCUUUCAACAAAAUUCUUCACAAUUCGUAAUGUCAGUGACUUGUUUCACGCUGUAUUGAAACACGAUCUAUAUGAUUGCUGGUUUUCUCGAUGAGUCAUGUGAUUGUUCACCGUUGAGAUUACACGAAGAGAUAUAUCUAUUUUCUACGCAAUUCUUUGUGACGAUGCCUAUACGAUAAUAUAAUGAUGAUAUAACGGCAAAUGUAAUAUAUAAAUAUAUAAAUCAAUGUA
Frieseomelitta varia is the source of this 2555-nucleotide messenger RNA. It is a transcript of the gene Vps28, whose product is annotated as vacuolar protein sorting-associated protein 28 homolog. The record is from RefSeq and is a predicted model, not a curated record. NCBI's taxonomy places the organism in Eukaryota, Metazoa, Arthropoda, Insecta, Hymenoptera, Apidae. Gene Ontology annotation, molecular function: protein-containing complex binding. The coding region runs from base 144 to 2354 and encodes 736 amino acids. The transcript is spliced from 5 exons. Gene Ontology annotation, biological process: protein transport to vacuole involved in ubiquitin-dependent protein catabolic process via the multivesicular body sorting pathway. Gene Ontology annotation, cellular component: ESCRT I complex.